This is a messenger RNA of Ficedula albicollis (Collared flycatcher), 1718 nucleotides long. RefSeq names its product brain-derived neurotrophic factor (gene BDNF). Gene Ontology annotation, molecular function: growth factor activity; nerve growth factor receptor binding. Lineage: Eukaryota; Metazoa; Chordata; Aves; Passeriformes; Muscicapidae. The transcript has 2 exons. The record is from RefSeq and is a predicted model, not a curated record. Gene Ontology annotation, biological process: neuron projection morphogenesis; negative regulation of neuron apoptotic process; nerve development. The coding region runs from base 161 to 925 and encodes 254 amino acids.
UCCCGCUUCCAGCGCCCGCCGGUGCCGCCGGCAGGGAAGCGAAGGGAAGGCGGCGCAGCGAAGGUGUCGGUGCUCGGGAAAGAGCCCUCGACCCACCGGCUGUGGAUUCACAUCGGGGGGUCAGACACGUCUUCACCCGGAAAAAAAAUCCUGGGGUUAAAUGUUCCACCAAGUGAGAAGAGUGAUGACCAUCCUUUUCUUUACUAUGGUUAUCUCCUACUUCACUUGCAUGAAAGCUGCCCCGAUGAAAGAGGCCAGCCUGAGAGGACAAGGCAGCUUGGCUCACCCAGGUCUGCGGCCCCACGGGACUCUGGAGAGCAUCGGCGGGCCCGGCGCCGGCUCCAGGGGACUGACGUCGCUGGCAGACACCUUUGAGCACGUGCUAGAGGAGCUCCUGGACGAGGAGCAGGACAUGCCGCCCAGCCAGGGGAGCAAGGACGCCGACUUGUACACGUCCCGGGUCAUGCUGAGCAGCCAAGUGCCUUUGGAACCCCCGCUGCUCUUCCUGCUCGAGGAGUACAAAAGCUACCUGGAUGCCGCCAACAUGUCCAUGCGCGUGCGGCGCCACUCCGACCCGGCGCGCCGCGGGGAGCUGAGCGUGUGCGACAGCACCAGCGAGUGGGUGACGGCCGCCGAGAAAAAGACUGCGGUGGACAUGUCCGGGGCCACCGUCACCGUCCUGGAGAAAGUUCCAGUGCCCAAAGGCCAGCUGAAGCAAUACUUCUACGAGACCAAAUGCAACCCCAAGGGGUACACAAAGGAGGGCUGCAGGGGCAUUGACAAGAGGCACUGGAACUCUCAGUGCCGAACUACCCAGUCUUACGUGAGAGCUCUCACCAUGGAUAACAAAAAGAGAGUUGGCUGGCGCUUCAUAAGGAUAGACACUUCUUGUGUAUGUACAUUGACCAUUAAGAGGGGAAGAUAGUGGGUUCGUGUUGUAUAGAUUAUAUUGAGACAAAAUUAUCUAUUUGUAUAUAUACAUAACAGGGUAAAUUAUUCGGUAAAAAAUAAUUUUAUGGACUGCAUGUACGACUGAAGUUUAUACAGUACAGUGGUUACACGAUCUAUUUAUUGAACGUAUCCAUGACCUGAAGGGGAACAAUAGUCACUUGCGCACAAGUUUAAACAAACAGAAAAAAGGUUAAAAAAAAAAAAAAAGAGAAAAGCAAACAAAAAAGUCUGCAUUACAUUCCUCCAUAACGCUGUGGUUUGUUGCCGUUGCCAAGAAUUGAAAAUAUGAAAAAUUUUUUAAAAAAAGAAUAAAAUUGCAUGCUGCUUCAAUUGUGAAUUAAUGAUAAACGGUCCUCUUUCAGAAAAAUAAAUCGAACCAAAACAUUCUGUUUACAUUUUAGACAGUAAGUAUCUUUAGUCUGUUAGUAUAUAUGUUUACUGCUUCUAACUUCUGAUAGCGUUGAAAUUAAAACAAUGUCAAGGUGCUGUUGUCAUAGUUUUACUGUUUCUCUUUUACUUUUCAAUUCCCAUCAGAUUGAAAAAGAAAGAAAUCAUUACCUUAUUCUGGAUUAGAAAAUAAUUUGGUUUUUUUGUAUGUUGUGAAGGUGUUUGCAAUAGCAGUCCGACUACUGACAAAAAAUAAUAAAAAGAGGCAACUGAAAAAGAAUGGUGAUUUUCCACUUCACAUUGUUGAACUUCAGGCUUAAAGACAACACUUAUUUAGCUGUAUGGCAACAUGCUUUUUUGGUUGUUGGGGGGGUGGUUUG